GGCUCCCAUUGCUUGUGCAUUGGAGGGAGGACUGAACAUCACCAAACAACCAACAAAGAGCACUCUGUCGGUCCUGAGAGAGAGCAAACGACUCAGCUUCCACGUCCAACUGACCAGAAUGGGACAGAACCAGGAUAAACUAGAAGGGGGAGAACAGGCCCUUGGUGAAGGGUUGGAGGAGACUAUGCUAAACCCUGACUCUGAAGGAGCAGGCAGUCAUACAGGUGAUGUCAUGGAGGGAGGAAGCUCCUGUGAGGAGGAGGCUGGUAACACCAAGGAAAAUUCAGGGGAGCCAGACGCUGAGGAUCUGGAUGGGAGCCCCGGCCAGGAGCCAACAACACCUUCCAGUGAGAAGCACAUAAAUUUGUGGGUGAGUCCUUUCGUUGCACAGGAGGUGAGACAGGGAGGGGCUGCAGGAAAGGAGGGAGGAGGAGGAGGCAGGGCCACUCCAGUGGUUCCACAGGAGACGAACAAAAACCAAAAGAGUAGCACGAGGAUUGAGGAAAGAGCCGGAGCACACAAGCUGUUUAGUCAAAUCAAAAGAGAGGAGAAGAAGGCUAAGGAGGAGCUUCAGAGAUUCUCAAAGAACAAGAUGGAGUAUCAGGAUGAGGGAAGUGUCCAACGUGAGGAGAUCCAGGAUGAAAACUUCUCAUAUAAAAGGUCUGGCUCUGCUGUUACCACAGAGGAUGCAAACUCUGUGCUGAUGAAGAUGAGCAGACGUGGAGUUCAUGCAGGAAGUGAGCUGGUACUGUCUUUUCAACAAGACCAGCAUGACACCAACAUGGUUGCAGCUGAAGACAUUCAACUCUGUGCAGGAACAGUGGGCCGCUUGAGUGAGAGGAAGGAACCGCCUACCGCUCAAUCCCAACAUCCUUUGAAAAACAAUCUGGAGAAAGAGUCACUAUUAGACAUGAGUGAUACCAUUCACUGUAGACCUCAAAAAGAGAGAACAGAUACAAAGGAGGAAGCAUGUGAGGUGAGGCCAGUUUGGAACGACUUCUCUUCGACAAAACCAAAAGUCAGUGACACUGUGGAUCAAAGGGAGUCAGUGAGGCCUUAUCUACAAGUGGACACAACUGAAACAACCACAGAUCAAGAGAUAGACUCAUGUUCAGCAUCAAAUCCAGUCAGUGAGCCCAGUUCAAUUUUGGAGAAACUACUGAAGAGAGACAGAAAGGAGACGACCCCAGCUCCUUCAAAAACAAAAAAGGCUGACACAAACAACAAGGUCACCAUGGAUGUUACUGCAAAAAGGAUCCCUGACAGUGCAGCAACAGAGCAUUUCAACGAUAAACUCAAUCAGUCAGUAUGUGACAUGAAGGGAUUGAAAGAGAAACCACCUAAAGAAAACCGUGCAACCAAAGAACACCACAUUAAGGAUGUGGACAUGAAACAAGCAGAUGCAGCUGAUAGUAUGACUGCAGAUUGUUUUCAGCCUGGAGUGACUGGGAAUACUACGUGUGAGAGUUCACUUACAAAAUCCCCAUGCUCUAAAGCUGAUUUUCAGAGUGCAGAGAACAUCAACUCAACAGAUGCCUCAGCUAAUAAUGAUACUGAGAUAAAGCCAAACGUGCAUACCUUUAGAAAUCUGUCUUCAGGCAACUUGCAAUCAGCUGUCUCACAUGAGAGGAUGUCAUGUGAGGUGAGUGAUGUGAUUGCUGAGGAAUCUGCACCUUUAUCAGUGUCUGAUGUGAAGUCUCCACAAACAAAAAGUGAUGAUCAAAUUGCAGACUCAUCCUAUUUACUUUCUGCUGACACAACAGACACCAGUACUAUAAGACCACCUCUACAAAUGAAAAGUGACAGUGAGUGCAAAUCAUCCCCAGAUGCUCAAUCUGUGAGGAGGAGGAAGGUGAGGGGCUCGACUGAGGACACUGCAACACCAGCUGUAGAUGCUGGCUCAGUUUUGGUUGCAGCCAGCACAGUUAUCCCAGAGGAAAGCCACCAGGCCACAAAGCAGGAUCUUGAUAUGACACUUAACACAGACAAUGCGAUGCCAGAUCAUCAUGAUGAACAACCUGGCAAAGAUGGAGAUGACAGAGUCUUGAAGAGAGAUAAAUCCCAAAGCACUCCCAGAUCUAGGCCUGUCUCAGAGCUCAUAAAGGAGACCAUUCAACUGCACGAAAAGCUGCAGCACCAGGACCGGCCAAAGCCAGCUGAAGUCAAACCUGAAGAGCAGGGCCAGUCUGUGAAGGUGGCGCAGAUGAAGGCGGCUUUCGACUCAGCUCAGAAAUCCCCUGACAAGGCAAUCGACAGGAAGCCAUCAAUGAGAAGAGAUAUGAGACGAGGAGUUGUACGGCAGAGCAAAUUCCGUCACGUCUUUGGCCAGGCGGUGAAGAAUGACCAAUGCUACGAUGAUAUCCGGGUGUCAAGGGUCACAUGGGACAGCGCCUUCUGUUCGGUCAACCCCAAGUUUGUUGCCAUAAUUAUUGAGGCCAGUGGUGGAGGAGCUUUCCUCGUUCUCCCUCUGCACAAGACAGGACGCAUUGACAAAUCCUACCCCACAGUGUGUGGUCACACAGGCCCGGUGUUAGACAUUGAGUGGUGCCCCCACAAUGAUCAGGUCAUUGCCAGCGGCUCUGAGGACUGCACAGUGAUGGUGUGGCAGAUUCCUGAGAAUGGCCUUGUCACUUGCAUGUCUGAGCCAGUGGUGGUACUGGAGGGCCACUCCAAGCGCGUUGGCAUCAUUACAUGGCACCCAACAGCACGCAAUGUCCUUCUUAGUGCAGGUUGUGACAACCAGAUCAUCAUCUGGAAUGCGGGCACAGGAGAGGCUAUGAUCACCCUGGAGGACAUGCACCCGGAUGUCAUUUACAACGUGAGCUGGAAUCGCAACGGGAGCCUCAUCUGCACUGCCUGCAAGGACAAGGCCAUUCGUGUCAUUGAUCCCCGCAAGGAGAUGAUUGUUGCUGAGAAGGAGAAGGCACAUGAGGGCGCUCGGCCCAUGAGGGCCAUUUUCCUUGCUGAUGGCAACAUCCUCACCACAGGCUUCAGUCGAAUGAGUGAGAGACAGCUCGCCCUCUGGAACACGGAAAAAAUGGAGGAGCCCAUUACUGUUCAUGAGAUGGACACCAGCAACGGAGUGCUCUUGCCCUUCUACGACCCAGACACCAACGUUGUUUACCUCUGUGGGAAGGGUGACAGCAGCAUCCGUUACUUUGAAAUCACAGAUGAGGCUCCAUAUGUUCACUACCUCAGCACCUUCACCACCAAGGAGCCCCAGAGGGGCAUGGGCUACAUGGCCAAGAGGGGCCUUGAUGUCAAUAAGUGUGAAAUUGCAAGGUUCUAUAAACUGCAUGAAAGGAAGUGUGAGCCUAUCGUGAUGACUGUACCAAGAAAGUCGGACCUGUUCCAGGACGACUUGUACCCAGACACAUCUGGACCUGACCCUGCCCUGGAGGCUGAGGAGUGGUUCGAUAACAAGAAUGGAGACCCCAUCCUCAUCUCCCUCAAGAACGGUUAUGUCCCGCUCAAGAACCGCGAAUUCAAGGUGGUCAAAAAGAACAUUUUGGACAACAAGGUGACCAAGAACACAGAGAACUCAAGCCCUGCCACCAAGUCUGCCUCCCCAACUCCAUCGAUUAAAUCUGAAGCCAAGCUGGAGGAGAUCUUGAAAGAAAUCAAAUCUCUCAAGGACCUGGUCAGCUCUCAGGAGAAGCGAAUCAUCACACUUGAAGAGCAAAUGUCCAAAAUUGCCAUUUAGGGACCUUUUACCCAACCCGCUACAAUUCAGGACGUUCCACUGGCUGGGGGGUGGGCGGGACCAGUCACUGCCUAUCUCAAUGACAGUGUUUCGUCUGAGGCCUGCCUAGCAACGAUCCCUAGCAACAUUCCAGAUGAACUUUUUCUUAGCCAGCCCCCGACCCUCAGUAUAACACAGGUGGAAUAAAGACGUAUGGCAAAUUUAGCAGAAAAUACUCUUUUGCUUUUUGGUGACAAAGGACUCUUUUCCUUUUAUUGUGUGGCAGUCGUUUUUUAUUUUGUCUACUUGUAUAAAAAAAGAGGUCUUACAGAUUCCUUUGCAUUUUAAAAAUAUGACCAGUCGAAUAUCAACAGUCCCUAUUUGCCAUUGCAUACCCAAAUAUUUUUUUUUACAUAGGUAUCAGUGUUUCAUGUUAACAUACCCCAAAAUUGUAAUGUUGCCAAAUUUGACUUUUUGUUUACACCUCCUUAACAGUAUUUCUUUCUUUCUCUUUGUGGGAAGAUUCAAAAUGCAAACAGGGACGCUUAGUGCUGGUUAUGUAAGGAGGUCAUCAAUAAAUUACUAUGAAAUUAAGAUAAUUUAAAUUAAUUGGGUAGUUAUGCCAGGAAGAUGAUGUCUCAAACUGUGUAAUUAGAGGAAAUAAAUUCAGAUUAAAGACCUGUUAAGCUGCCACAGUCUACACCGAGUACCCAGACAUCACACAAAUGACAAUUCUUGCUGUCUGUGUUGAAGCUGCACAAAUUAACUCCUGCUUUCUGCCAUUUCUUCCCAUUCCUGUUGCUUCCCAUCAUUCUGACUGUGGACAGUCGUUCACGUAAACAUGCAUUCCUUUCUGUCUUGCUUCAUUAACAUGCACAGUGUGCUGAUUGGAUGAAAUGACAAACACAUUCCACAAAUCUCAUCGGCAGUUCUUGGUGUUGGGGGAAAAAAUACUCCUAUAAUGUUCUUCUCUCUGUGAACACUCUCCUGUAGUGACUCAGUUACACUGGUUGGUUGCUGUUGUAACAUCUAUGUGCUGCCCAUGAAAAGACCAACCUCAGCUCUGUUUUGUUUUUGUGAGAGGUUCAGUCAGCGACCUCAGUGUUUAGUGUCCACGGGCUUCGCUCAACACACAAGUGCAGUCAAGUGUAGUGGGAUUAUUUUUUGUCGCCAUUCCUAACGCAUCAUAUUCCAUCCCAGAUCUGUAUCCUCUGUACAAACAAGACAGGAAUUGACAUGAAAUGACACCAAGUAAUUACACAUCGACUUGACUCUUUAAAACCUUCUGGUGAUAAAACUGGAGAUUGCUGGAGAAACUGUUCAUGAUAGACCUGACAGGCCAAGAUUGUGUGUGAAUAUGUGCCUCAUGUCUUUGGUCUUUUUGGGUACCUAUCACUAUGGAGGUUUUGUUUCUUAUUGGAGGGGAGGGUUAUGAAAAGGACUCAGUAGAACGUCCAAGACUUGCCUCUAACUUGUAUGAAUUGAAUAGUUGGGUUAUCGCUUCACUGUUAAUUUUAGCCUAUUUCUUGUUCCAGCUGUGCUUAUAUCCCUCUUAGCACUUCCACUUUUGUUUUAAUGGUUUAUUUCUCAGAUGCCCCCGAUUCAGUAUAGGUGUCACAAAAUCAAGGAACCAUUGAAUUGUCCGGUCUGAGCUGUUUUAAUCGGACUGAUGCGAUAAUGUUUUGGAUUUGUUUCCCAGUGGGAAGCUGAGACGGGUAAUGGUUCAGUCUGUUGUUUGCCUUCAAUAUUUUGUUACCACUGUAAAGACCUGAAAGUGCCAUAGAGGUGACCACGGAAGUGUUUGUAGGGGACUGUUGUGAGAGUAGAUGUGUGUAGUAAAUGGAAGAAUCGAUAGGUGCCCAGACUUAAAAUCACUUUGAGGUGCUAUGCUUAGUACGAACACCAUGUUCAAAGGACACUGUUGCUAAAGUACUGUUAGCCACAUGGAUGACAUCAUGAAGUCCUGCCAAUCCAGCCCACAGUACACCAGGCAGCAUUACUUGUUGGGGUUUAAUAAUCAACCUUGACAUUUUGACACUUUCCCACCUUGGUACGGGUAUGAAAACAUCUUCAAAACUGAUGUCAAACCGAGAAGCAGCCUUUUGAGUCAUCGUGGCUUUGAGAUGCAAUUUAAGCAGCGAGUCGUAGAAUAUUAGUGACAGGAAAUCAAGUGCUACAGAAAUGUGUCUGACACAAAUUACACUGCCCUAUGUUGUAUAUCAGACUGCCACUCUAUGGAUUGUUUGUAGCACUGUUGGCACGAGAGCAAAGUUUGGAGGAGUAGUAGUGAAUAGCGAUCCAAAGGGACACUGUAGGUUGGAGAAAUGUGCAGUUGAAAGAUAGAUGUAUGUUUGUAAUUUAGGUCUAGGAAACUGAGUGAAAGCUGUGUAAAUAACAUGACCAUAUUUUCUGUAUUUUUCUUCUUCUUUUUUAAUUUGAUUUCUGUUUUGUGGUUGUGCUGAAGAGGGUAUUUGUGUGGGAGGUGGGUUUUAAAUGUUUCCCCUUGUCUUUGUUCCCUGCACCUUGCCAUAAUGCAUCAUGAGAAAAGUAGAACCUCCGUUAAUGCUGGAGGGCGUAUGAAUAUCAAGAAAGUUAAAUCAGACAAAAACGAACCAGGACGGAGCCUCGUGUCGGAGGUCUGCUCAGCAUUUUUGUUCAUUAUUCUUGCUUCAAGUAUCAAACAUUGAUUAUAAGAAAAAUUAAUAAAGAAUUUUUAAAAUGG
Epinephelus fuscoguttatus (brown-marbled grouper) is the source of this 6404-nucleotide messenger RNA. RefSeq names its product coronin-1C-A. The transcript is spliced from 12 exons. The record is from RefSeq and is a predicted model, not a curated record. Gene Ontology annotation, biological process: actin filament organization; neural crest cell migration. Gene Ontology annotation, molecular function: actin filament binding. Bases 119 to 3703 code for a protein of 1194 amino acids. Lineage: Eukaryota; Metazoa; Chordata; Actinopteri; Perciformes; Serranidae.